Messenger RNA from Ilex paraguariensis (yerba mate), 880 nucleotides. The record is from the annotation of a GenBank genome assembly. NCBI's taxonomy places the organism in Eukaryota, Viridiplantae, Streptophyta, Magnoliopsida, Aquifoliales, Aquifoliaceae.
CUCAAAACGCUCUCUCUGAUGCCGUGAGAAGAAGAGUGGUAGUGCUCUGUGUGGCUCUUUUCCCGAUAAACACCGAAAUUUCUACCGGAGAAAUGGAAGGUGUGGGUUCCAGACUCGGCCGGGCCUCGUCGCGGUACGGGCCGGCGCCAGUGUUCAGCGGCCCAGUAAGAAAGUGGAAGAAGCAGUGGGUCUCUUACCAGAACAACAACUCUCAGACCAAAAAUGGCAACGGUAACAACAACCACACCCUCCUUCUCUGUCGGUGGACCCCACUUCCUUCGACCUACUCCGACAUGCCGGAAGAGCCGCCGAAGCGGAAGCUCCGUUACACUCCGAUUGUGGUCUUAGAAGAGAGGAAAAAGGGUGCUGCCAAAAAGGUUGACAAUGAAGCUAAAACAAUCAAGAUGAAUCAAUCUACGGCAAGUGCAACAUCGAAAAGUGAUGACAUCUUUGAAAAACCAAUCAUAGAUGAUGCUUCGACAGAAGAAACUAAGGGCGAGUCACAUUCAAACAAAAGCCAAUUGGAUUUGGAUUUGUGCUUGAAAGGCCAUGAUGAUGACCAUGAUUUAGAAAGCGAAAACAAUGAGGUUGAGCUGGGGAGAGAGAGUUCGGGUUGAGACCAUUGUCUUUCUGGUAACCAGAGAACUGAAGCAAAACAAAAUGGUCAAUGAAGUUGUUAUUGUAAUUAUGCAUGGUAUUUGGCUUAUGGUUGCUGUUGAUAUGUAAAUUCAGUUUCACUAGGUUGUACAAAAAUGGAAUGACUAAUUUAAGCAAUGGCUCACGUGGGCAUCCUUUUAACAAUUGUUCAUGUUCUUAUUGUGCAAUCAGAUCUCUCCAAAUAGGGUUGUUUCGUAUUCUUUUAGCAUGACCACGAGUUCUU